AUGUUAGAAACAGUAAAGCACCCUCUUCGAGGGCGUACAAUUUUAUCACUUUUGAUAAUAAACAGUACAUACGUACUGUUACUCCACGCAGCGGCAUUUCCCGAUUGGACGGACUGUCCGGUUGUUUGCAGUUGCAAAUGGACAUCAGGAAAAAAGUCUGCAUUUUGUCAGAAUGCCGGAUUGAGUUCUCUGCCAGCGUCACUGGAUCAAGAGAUGCAGGUACUUGAUUUGUCGGGUAACAAUAUACCAGAAUUGCAAGAUCAAAUUUUUAAACGAAACGGGCUUGUUAAUUUGCAAAAAGUAUUUCUCCGGAAUGCCGGAAUCCACGAAAUCCACGCGGAUGCCUUCAAAGACAUGGGGAUACUAAUCGAAGUAGACUUGUCCGACAAUCACGUGGCGAGUUUAGAGAUAAAUACCUUCAACGGGAAUGAAAGACUUAGAGUGUUAAUUCUAACCGGUAAUCCGCUGGUGACUCUUGUAAGCCAUCAAUUCCCGACACUUAAACACCUCAAGACUCUUGAGCUUCAAAGAUGCGGGUUAACUAAAGUACACAGUCUUACAUUUGCCAAUUUGCCUAAUCUAGAAUCAUUGAAACUCGAUAAUAACCAAUUAACUUACUUAGAUGCUACGACAAUCUCGUCAUUACCAAACUUGAAAACACUUACCCUGGAGGCGAACAAGUGGUCUUGUGACUGCCGAUUGAAGAGUUUUCGUAAUUGGCUGAUACCUGACACACCCAAGAAAAUCUACUCAGUACCGCAAAUAUGCAACGGACCAUCAAGACUCGAGGGCCGUCGUUGGGAGGACGUAAAGCCCUCAGAUUUCGCUUGUGCUCCGCAAGUAAAAGUCUACGCCAGCCCGAUGCAAGAAGAAGUAAACGGGAACUUGAGUUUGUCUUGCCUGAUUUCAGGGGAUCCAGUGCCCGAAUUUUGGUGGCAGCUUAACGGGGGCUUUCUAAACCUAAGUCGCAGCACAGAAUCAAGCCCCUAUGCGCCAUUAGUUUCAUACAUCGUGACUUUCACAUCAUCCGCAGAGUUUAAUCACUACCAUGCUGAUGGUAAACUUCCAGAGAGGUGGAACAAUAUAACUAUUUACAAUGCCAGUGAUAGUGAUGCCGGUGAAUACACAUGUCAGGCAAGAAAUAUUGCCGGUGCUGCUAAGGAUACCAUUAACAUUGUGGUACCACGUGUUUUUACAGCACCAACUUUGUCACAAACAGACAAUUGGCUGCUUUGGGUAACGCUCGCUGGUGGUGGAACCGCAGCAUUGUUUGCCUCAAUAUCUGCUGUGCUGAUGGUCUUGUGUCUUUGUGGAGGCUCCCGGAGGCGCACCAGACACGAAAAAGUAAAGCUUCAAGGCAGUACGAGUUUUGGCGAUCAAGAGAAAAAACUUUUGGAUUUAUCCGUGACAACAACUGGUACCAGCGGAUGCAAUACUAAUGAACGUAUUAGUGGCCAGGGUAGUUUAGCAGAUACAUGUAGUCCUGGUGAUUUGGAGCUUGCUGAGUGUGCUUCUAUUUGCGACGCCACAACAGUUACUGUCGAGAGACUUAGACCCGAUUGUGGUGGGACUAAUUCAACGGGGUUACGUAAUAAUAAUGUUACAGCGUGUUCAACAACUGGAUUUCCUCCACCACCACCAGAAUUCACCGGUGGUGUUUUACCCUCUGGUAUAUACGGAAAUAUAUUUAUUUCAGUAGCAUUACCACAAGAUGUUGAACGUUGUUAUCCAGAUUUACUUGAUAUUCCAGUUCAUGCACCAACGAUAACUGAUAAAAGUAAUUUUCCAACUCCUUUACCAGCAACGUCAAUGAUAUCCAGUUUUGCAACUCUGCCUCGCAGACCACUACGCACUGAUCUUGGGUCACAGUACGACAACAUGGGGCCUCGUGUUACUGCCACUGGAAGCUCGACAUUUUCAUUAACUGAUGAUCUACGGCUUUCACCACCUCCUCCUCCGGUUAUUAAACCGCCGAUUGAGUUUGUUUCCCUAUGA
Messenger RNA from Cotesia congregata, 1995 nucleotides. The record is from the annotation of a GenBank genome assembly. NCBI's taxonomy places the organism in Eukaryota, Metazoa, Arthropoda, Insecta, Hymenoptera, Braconidae.